AUGGCGGCAACCAAAAGAUACUUCCCGCUUUUCCUCGAGUUAUUUUUCCUUCUUUCCGUUUGCUGUCUCCCUGAACCUGGUAAAAAGCAAUUAAAAUUUAGUAAGGUAAGCGACAGUUGACUUUCUUGGCUACAUUCUGUAUUUUGUUUUUGAUCGUGAGAGGCUGUUUAUCGCAGUCUGUAUUCAGAAGCUGAUAUUCACAAAUUGAUUUAUUGACGUCUCUUGUUUUCCUUAUUUCCAGGAACAUCAUCAUGGUGGUUUUCCUAAAACGAUGAAUAAGGGUUAUACUGUCGCAAUGAAAGGUUUGUUCGCAAGCUGAGGCUAAUUUCAUUUAAACGAUCGAUUGAUAUUGUCGUGGAACUUAACAUGAUACAGUACGCUGUUCGUAGAUACUUUUGCAAAAUCAGCUUUUUUUAAUGCGAUGUCAAGAAAUGUUGAUCAGAUGUUGACAGAGAUCUUUGUAAUUAUAUUUCUAUUACUAUCAUUGGCAUUUUUCCAUCAGAUUCUCUACUGUUAUAAUUUCUCUGGGAUACAUGUAAUUGUUAUUUAAAAUUCAAAAAAAUUUCAUCGUUCGUAGAAUCUUGCCCAAGUCUCUCGCAGAUACGGUCCGCCCUACAGGCUCCAGAUUAGCGCAUUUGUAUGGUUUACUAAAAACACACAAGGAGGGCUUGGCGAUGUGCCCUAUGCUGUCAGCAAAACAAACAUACAACUACGCUUUAGCCAAAUGGCUGGACUCUAAACUCAAGUCUCUGUUCUUGAAUCAUUAUAUGGUAAUUGACAUGUUGAAUACGUGAACGAGAUUCACAACUUGGAAAUCGCAAACAGUGGCAUUUUGGUUUUGUAUAACAUGUCUUCCCUGUUUACUAACAUACCCCUAGAUGAAGCAAUAAAGGUUCUUGUGAACAAAGCUUUCACAGCUUUUAGCGCAUUUGUAUGGUUUACCAAAAACACACGAGGAGGGCUUGGCAAUGUGUCCUAUACUAUCAGCAAAGCAAACGUACAGCUAUGCUUAAGCUAAAUGGCUGGACACUAAACUCAAGCCUCUGAGGACCUCUUAUCACAGCAUUUUGAUCACCCCUGAUGAAGGCACUAAACAGGAGUGUCGAAACGUUGGGUCUAUGAAUUGUAACUUCUUUGGUUACAUUCAUUAAAUCUGUAAACCAGAGUAACAUCAAAUCAUGUCUGAUUGUCCACCUGGUUGCCAUGUGGACUUAAAUAUAUUUUAUUUGAGAGCUUUCACAAACUGGCUUAAUACAACCAUACGACUUGAACCUCACCAAAACUGAUCUUGUUGAUCUUCUCAGUGUAGCUAACAAAAAACAAUUAUUCCAGUUCAUUGGUGCUCUGUGCAAGCAGACAAAUGGCGUGGCCAUGGGAUCCCCUCUUGGUCCCUUUCUAGCUAAUGUGUUCCUGUCCCACAUGGAAGAAAACCUUGAGGGAGAGGGCAAACUCCCUUCUUUCUAUCAAAGAUAUGUAUGCAAUACAUCCACCAUCAUGCUAAAUAUAGCAACAGCAUCUAACUUCCUGGACAUGCCUUAACAUGGCACAUUCCUCUGUAAAAUUCAAUCAAAUUCAAUGGCAUGCUCCCAUUUCUGGGUAUCCAGUUAUUGAACCAAGAGUCAUGUUGAUACUUGGUUCAAAAAGGGUCCACUAAGAACUACACCUGACAGAGCACAUAUUUUAUCUUUAUCUUGGUCACAUUUUUCCGAUGAAUGUGACCAUUCAAAGACAGUAUUCUCAUGUUUGAAGUUCCACCAAAUGCCUCAUUUACUCUACCAUCAAAAGUUUCAUUGACUCAAAGCAUUGUGAUCAUCAGCAACUUUUGUCAACCUCUAAAGAGCCAGAUGACACAGUUCAUGUAAUUUUGCCAUUUAGAGACCAAAUCUCAGCAGAUAUCAUGAGAAAACAACUAAAGGAUCUGAGCUUAAAAGUACACACCACCAUCCAGCCUGUGUUUGUGAGUGGAAAAAUUGAACAAGAACUAAAUUUCAAAGAAACAAAGCCACCAAUUGUAAAUCAGCAGUAUGUUGUUUAUAUUUUUCAGUGUGACCUGUGCAAUGCAGGUUAUGUAGGUUACACAUGUAGACAUUUAUAUAAUCGUGCAAAAGGACAUAAACAACAAUCCUAUGCUAUUGCCAAACACUACAAGAACGUGCACGGAAAGAUGCCUUAGGACGUGCUAAAGCAUUUCGAAGUGCUCAAGAAAUGCAGAAACAAAUUUGACUGUUUAGUGAAUGAAAUGUUUUUUUACAAGAGCUUUAAAGCCAACUCUCGAUGUGUAAUCAGACUCCAUUCAGGCAAAAGUAUUUUCAUAAUCUUGGCAUCCUUUGAUGUUAACCCUUCUAUGUUGGUUUUUUGUGCCAAAAUUGCUUUUAAUGCUGUAAAAAAUUGUAUGCAAAAUAAAUAAAUGAAAAGUGCAACAAUUACAAAGAUUAUUCUAGAUGCAAUUCAAAUUUUUCUUCUGUAGCAGCCAUAAUUUCCCAGUGAAUAAUUUGAGAUAUCUUGUUGUUUCAUACAGAUACUGUAACAUCCCUAGCUUAAAAACUUAUCAAUUUAAAUUUCUGUUUUGUUUCAUGAAGGGCAAUGCAAAGGAGGUUAUAAAGGAAAAAUCUUUAUUAAAUGGCGUUUGGCGGUUUCACCAUGUGCUGAGAUGUUCUCACCUUUGGAGGUACAUGUUUCUUGAAUGUUCCCUGUUUUGUCACAUCUUUUAAAUUUCCUGAAAUUCUACCAAUUUUUUGGAUAGUAAUCAGCUUUCAAAGUUUUUAAAGACUUUUAUGAGCUUUUCUUGUGUUCUGUUAGACCAUGACAAGUCCAUGACUUUGAUAAAAUUAUUAGAAAUGUUAUGUUUUAUUGUGAUGACGUCCUUUCUCUAUUUUGUCAAUAAGUAGGAUUCAAGCCCCAGAAUCUUGUAAUUUUGUGUAUGCGUGUGGGUGUUAACCCUUUACCUCCCAUGAGUGACCAAGACAGAAUUUCUCUUAAGAAUUUUAAUACAAUGUCAAGCAGAUUAUUGAGGACAAUUAAGAAAAUUAUCAAUUAGAGUAUUAUUAGUGGAUCCAAAACCAAAUUCUCUAAACUAACAUCGUAAUACAUUGUAAUACAUUGUAUGGCAGACAGUAAAGAGAAUUACUGAAAGGGUUUAAAAACUUUUCAUUUCUAUUCAGAAUGGUGGUGAUGAUUCAGGAGAGGACCGUGUUGGUAUAAUUUUUGAUAGUGGUUAUGCCAAUCACUCACUGAAUGGAAACUACACUGUGGAUUGUGAAGCUGUAAUACAUUUUGCGGUUUGUAUCCAUUUGCCUUGAACUUUUGGUUUUAUAUCUACUCUAUUUCCUCAAAUAAGCAACCAGUUAUAUCUUAUAAGUUAUAUUGUCAAACAAGUGCCCCUCACAGAUGAAUUAUGGUCCAGUCGCCGACAGUUCAACUCACCAAUGUCAACUCGCUGAUGUAUAAAAUCAAGUAGAGAUGUAGGCGAGUUGGUCUUCAAUCUAGUACAACUUAUCAGAAGUUAAAUAUGAAGAAAAGUAAAAGACCUUUAGUAAAAAACCAUUUUUUUUCUUCCAAAGUUUAUAAGUUUUAAAGGAUCUCAAGGCAAAUAAAGCAAGGUGCUAAUUACCAAAAAAGCUUUAGAUGUGAUUGAGUUAUAACUCAUUCACAUCUGAAGCUAUCACAGUCAUUGGCGAUGUUUACCUUACUUUAUUUGCCAUGAAAUCCUUAUAAACUUUGUUGGAAGAAAAAGUUGUAAUGGAUUGAAGACCAAUUCUCCAACAUCUCUACUCGAUUUUAUAUGUCGGUGAGUUGGCGUUGGCGAGUUGAACCAUCGGUGACUUGACUGGAUACCUCACAGAUAAGCACCCUCACUUCCAAGUUACUUUCUCAAAUAGCAAGGUAAACCUGCUUCUAUUGCCACUUUAUUUGUAACUUUUUAAGCAUUAACUACAGCAAAAUUAGCACAGAAGGAUGAUACACACCCUCUUGCAGCACUGGCACUUUUAGCCUAAAUCUUAUAUGUGCUUGUUUGAGGAAUACUGUAUUUGCUUAUUUAAUUUGUUUAAAUAUUGUUCUCAUUAGCUUUCAUCAAGCUUCUGAUGUUAUUAAAAGCUUUGGAAAUUUUUUAGCUGUCUUCUUGAAAACAAUAGUGAUAAAUCACCAAUAUUUGUCUGGUCUAAAAAAUAGAGAUAUGCUGCCACCAGAUAUGCUAGACAAGUUGAGCUGAAUGUAAAAUUCUGGAUAAAAAUGUACAUGGAACUUCAUUUUGUAUAGUUUUCUUGCCAUCACUAUCCCAGUAGAUUAAAUUCCUGUUAUUUAUUGGAGGAGAGUUGGACUAAGCCUUAGAAAAAGUUAUAAUGCAUUUAUUGGACAAAGCUUUUCAACUGUGGGUGUUAAGGACCUCUGAGGCUGAUGUAAACUGUGUAGCACUAAACUAAAGCUAAGACCAGGUGGUACUUUUUGUGGCAUCUGUUUUUUUGUGGCAUACAACUUUUAUUGCUGUUUUUUUUUUGUUGUUGUUUUUUUUUUAAUAUAUACCUGUAGGACCAAACCGAUACGGUAGUAGAGUUGAUUCAACCCAGCCCUUCAGUUACAGAAAGUCAAGUAAGUAAUUCCUAGAGUAACUUGAGGCAGUUGUGUAGAUUAAAUGUGUGUAUGCUAGAUCCAUAGGGAUGUCUCCUUCCUGGAAGACACUAAAACAAAACUGAACUAGGAAGUCCUAUUUCUUUGUAAGUUUACUUACUGGUGUAGCCUGAAAGACCAAAUGAAAACCCUUCAAAUUUUUUAAAAUAAACUUGGUUUGAAAUCUGUUGAGACUAAUAGAAAGUUAAAAAGGUUUUGAUGUGAAUAUCAUUUCUUUCAGAAUUAUUAUUGUUAUUGUUAUUAUAGCUUAGUGAAUGUUUAAAUGACUUUGUAAGGAAAAGGUAUAAGGUACAUGUGCAUGUAGUUAUGGUGUUAAACUACUGUAGUUGUAGUAACUAGAAUCAUUGAACUUCAACUGUAAUGAUUAGUUAACCCUUUCACUCUCAAGAUUGGAUUGUUAAUUCUCUCUUCUAGCUGCUACACAUUGCCUUGUAAAUUUGUUACCAGAAUUUGGUGUUGGAUCAAUAUAAUAUCUUGUACCUGAUAAAUUGGAGUAUUCUCACCACCAGUUUGCUGGAUAAUAUAUAUGGAUACUUAAGGGAGAAGUUACAUGUUAAUCACCUCUGGAAAUGAUUGACAUGUAACUCUCUAUAAUAUCAAUACAUUAUCUAGCAAUAAGGUGAUGAGACUACUCCAACUUAUUGAGUAGUUAACUUGAUCUAACAUCAAAUUCUCUAAACUAAUUUACAUGGAAAUGUGUAUCAGCUGGAGGGGAGAAUUUUCAACCCAAUCUUGGAAGUGAAAGUGUUAAUGGUGAUAUUCAUGUUGUGUGCCAUUAUUUUUCCUUCAUUUGUGAACAGGAAAGGGAUCAGGGAACAGAGGAGAAUCAAGAUGAGAAAAAUAAAACUGAUGAUGUACGUCAUACUGUUAGACAUUAAUUUGUUCACUUACAUUGUACACUGUCAAUAGCUUAGUCAAUAACUUGUAUUUAAUAGUAAUCUUAUGUGUCCUGAUUAUUUGAUAUCAUGCAAUCUCAUAUCAAAUUGUCAGAAUGCUUUUGUAUAAAAAUGAGCCUAAUGCAAAGGAGGUCCCAGAUAAGAAAGUGAAGAUUUAAAUGCUAAAAUGAUUGGAGAAUUCACAUCACUUAUUUGAUGAAAAAAAUGAAACGGAGAACUUGUUUUACAAUCAAAGUCUCUUUGGUUAGUGAUCAGUUCCUCUAUUAUCCUGAUCUUAAUAAAUGAUUCAGCAGUAUUGCUGUAAGGAAAAAUGAGAUACAGGUGACUUUUAACUCUUUAACUCCCAGAUCAAAUUUGUAAUUCUCUUUACUGUCAAUCAUACAAUUCUUAUAAUGUUAGUUCAGAGAAUUUAGUAUUGGAUCAACUAACUACCCCCAAAUUGCUGCAGCAAAGUAAACUUCAACUGAAAAAGAUUAAUUGAAAGUAGAAUUUUGUAACUUUCUGGUAUUUUUUAUUCAUUUGCUAGCAGAAAGAGAAGGCAGACACAGAGCAAGAAAAGAAAAAGAAACCUGUUCACACCGAUGUAAGUUUCUGAUUUAUAUUCAUUGAAAACUGGUUCAACAAAACAUGAUGUUUGACAGGUGUGAAUGGGAUAUAGGACCAGUUAAUAAACUGAAGUUUUUGUACUAAAAAAGGAGAGUUUACUUCACCAAUUUCUAUUGAUGAAUGAUGUCUGCCUGGAGUAUCUGUUAGUGUGUAUCGCAGCACCAACACAUGCAUCAAUCACAUGUGCAUGUAAUUUGUAGGAAUAACAGUGUGCAUGCACUUCCAUUGGGUGAAGUUAUAUGCAUGCAGCAUUUGAUGAUUUACAUGCAAAGGUGCAUGUGUUUCAUCUUUUGACUUUUUUACAUAUGUGCCCAUGCAUGUACUUUUGUACUCCAAUGCGAUGACUGUGAGAAUUUGUAUUUCAAUCCACUGUAGGACUCUUACAGAAAAGCUAAUAAUGUGUGUGUGAUGGAAAAAAUGCAAAGUCCAUUAUUCAUACAUAAUUCACUUGAACAAUAUUAAUGUCCCUGAGGUUAAUUAAUAUACUUCAGGCAGAUUUCAUACUGAAGGUUUGUGGGGAAGGGGAAGGUAGUGUUUCCCAGUUUCUAGUAGUUGAAGGUGUUCAUUUGCCAGAGUAGUCAUUUGAAGCAUAUUUCAACUUGUGUUUAAAAUGAAAGGCAAUCUGUUUUUCAUUUUUUGCAGGAAAAUGAAGGCAAAAAAGGAAAAGAUUCAAAAGGAGAAGAGAAACCUGACCCUGAUGUGGUAAGCACACCGUACUUGCUGACCUGGUCUCCAACAUGUAUUGUGGUAUUGUUUGUAACUAGUACUUUGAAGUAAUGUUUUCUCUCUUAAAAAGUAACCAGAUGUCAUAUUUUGCUUCCCCUUUAGAGUGAGAUGCUAGGAAAUGGGGAUGGGAAACCUCAGAAGACCUCUGAACGAAGAAAGAGAGAUGCAGAUGUAAGAUUUUUAUGGCUGUGAGACAGUGAUAGCUGUCUGCUUUAAGGCUUUGACCCCAGGAGUGACCAGCAUCUAAUUUCUCUCUACAAUACCACCCUGAGUCACCCAUCAAGAUCAUGAGAAUCGAGGAAAUGAUCAGCAACUAAAGAAGCUCUUGAUUGGUAAACAAAUUCUCCUUAUCAGCACCUUAGGAAAUGUAUACAAGAGAGUAUGAAGAAUAUGCAUACUGAUCUUAGGGUCAAAAGGCUUAAGGUAGAAGGGUGAUUCCUGAAUAUUUUUUCCAACAGUGUCGAUACAUUUUCAAGCAAAAGAGGUGAUAAGAAGGUUGAGAGACACUGUCUGCUUUAACCCUUUACACCCUAACAUCAGUAUGCAUAUUCUCCACACUGAUCUUUAUACAUUUCCAAGGAAACUGACAUAGAGAAUUUGUUUGCCAAUCAAAAGGUCCCUUCCCAGGUGUCUAUUUCCUUUAUUUUCAUAACCUUAAUUUGCAAUUCAGGAGUUAUCUUGUAGGGAGAAAAUAGAUGCUAGUCACUCUUAGGGCUCAAAGGGUUAAGCAGUGUACAAAGUCGCAGAGAGUGAGUGACAUAUCAUGUUUAAUAUGAUUUUGGUCUACUGCUUAGUGGAGAAACAUCUCAUUUGAAGUUAGCUGAAACAUUGGUUUUAAAACCUUGUGUGUUGUAAAUGACAUCCAGAAUGAUUUAAUAUUUAGUCACCAUACUUCUUACUGCAUAGUUGAAGGUUGGAGUUAGAUACAUUACAUAAUGUAAAAAUAUAAAAUGAAGUUCGUCUAAACAAAAUCAAUUGGACUUAUCAUGCACUGCUCAUUUUAGGUAGGUUUUGUGUAUUUGGGAAUGGUUUCUUCGUUUGAUAAUUGGACCAAGGAUCAAUAAAUUGUUCAUGGUUUUGUUUUUGGUUUUUUUUUUUUUUUUUGUUUUCAAAUAUCUUGCUCGCCAAUUGGCAACUUUUGUCAAAAUUUUAGUCACCAGGUGGCAACUUUUUACUUUAAUUUUUGUUGCCAAAUUUAUUUUUCACUUGCCAUGGGGACCAAAGGUUUGCAACUUGGAGCAUUGGUAAUGCAUGAUUCUGGGGUGAUAUUGUAAGAAGAAGCUAGAUGUCAGUCACUCAAAGGCGUCAAAGGGUUAAUAAGAAAAGGCACUGAUAGGCUCCAGGCACAGUGCUCCUGUGUGUGAGAUUAUUACAGCAGUUUUUAAUAGAUUCCCUCUUGUUCCAAAGGACAAACCAGAGGCAGUUAAAACAAGUAAAUCAUCAACUGCAUCAUCUACAACAAAAGAUUCAGAGGUGAGCUCUAUCAUCAAGUACAUGUAAGUACAUGUAUUGUAAGAAGAAGCUAGAUGUCAGUCACUCAAAGGGGUCAAAGGGUUAAUAAGAAAAGGCACUGAUAGGCUCCAGGCACAGUGCUCCUGUGUGUGAGAUUAUUACAGCAGUUUUUAAUAGAUUCCCUCUUGUUCCAAAGGACAAACCAGAGGCGGUUAAAACAAGUAAAUCAUCAACUGCAUCAUCUACAACAAAAGAUUCAGAGGUGAGCUCUAUCAUCAAGUACAUGUAAGCUCCCAUCUUAAAAAAAUUAUUGACCAGGCUUGGUUGGCUCACAUAGUAGGCCACUGCCAUGUGGUAGGGCGAGGGUUCAAGUCCCAGAGCAGACCAACCCUCAGGGUCUUAAAAUAACUAAUGAGAAUGUGAUGUCUUUGCUAUGACAUUGGCAAAUGGUUAGACAUUCUAGUCUCUGAUGGGGAUGAUAACCCUUACGCCCUGUCUCCUGUAUCCUUUCUUUACUGGUUAGCAGGGGACAUUAAAGAACCCAUGCACCUCUUGCAAAGAGAAGGGAACAUAGCUCCUGGUGUUGUGAUCUGACCUUGUUACUGUUCAUACAGGCCACUUAUUAAACCAGCUUUGAACUGAACUUGACCAGCCUCACUAAAUAUUGCAAAUACUCUCUUAUGCAUGUAAAAUAUGAAAUUAACCCUUCAAUUCCAAGAAGUGAUUAAUGUGUAACCUCUCCCAAUAAUAUCCAUACAUUAUCCAGCAAACAGGUGAUGAGAAUAUUCAAACUUAUCAGGUGGAAGUUGUCACCAUGAUCUAACACCAAAUUAUGAGGAUAAGUGUUACUUUCAGAGGGGAGAAUUAUUCAACAGUUCUUGAGAGUUAAAGUAUUAAGUAUGAAAACCUGCAACUCUGACUUUGUGGAUUAUCAUUCAUGUUGCAAGGAAAGAAUGUCAUGCCAUCUUGUCAAUGCACAAACAUCCCAAGAUCACAUUUUCUAAAAACUGUGACAAUGGGUCGGCUGACAUACACUCUGUACACUCACAAAACAAAUCAGCUUGCACUGUAAUUUGAAUCUGUGAACAAGAUGAACAAUAUGUUUGAAAGUUUUACUAAGUUCCUUCAAGAUUGUAAAAUGCACCAUCCUAAUUUUGUGACUGAUCCAUCACUUGUCUCUGAUUUUCAAUGUAUUACCAUUUCUGAUGUUAACAAUGGUUAUUUUGUUCCUUAAGAAUCCAGAAAGUUCUAAAAAGUCAUCUUCAAAAAGUUCAUCGGUAAGCUUCAAAGUCUUUCAUAAAGUUUUGUCUUCAAGUUGAUAUCUUCAAAAUGCCUUAAAAGGGAUUUUAAAGCACUUUCACGUAUUGCAUUUGCAAUUUCCUACACAGCUUUGGGUGCUAACAUAAUAUCUUGCCUUUACUUCAUAACCAAGAAAACUUCUGUUACAAAAGCUAUGGUUUCAGCCAAUGAGAAUGAGCUAUUGAAUAAUAAUUAUUUUGUUUAAUUAUCUGUCAUUUAUUAGUCUUAUCCUUAAGCGGUUUUUCUUUUCAAGACAUUUUAGCUGUGAUCCAAUAAAUUUUCAAAAUUGAUCAUUUUGUUGUGAAGCAAUUAUGAGAUGUAAUAGCCUUUUUAUAAUGAUAGCAAUAAUAAUGAUAAUGUUAAUGAUUAUACUAAUCAUUAUUACUAAUAUCCUAAUGGUGAUUGUUAUCCCUGUGAUAAUAGUUUUAGGUUGUUGAUUAUAUUUAUCAAAAAUAUUCUUGUACAAUUUUUCUUUUAUUGAUGUUGUUGUUAUUUUGCUAAUGAUUUGUAGAAAAAGCCCAAAAAAACAGGAACAACUAAGAAGAAAACUGAAGAAAAGGUGAAUAUAGAGUCUUUUUUUAAAAAUCGUUUAUAUGUAAUCCUUUUUUUUCACAUACUGAUCACAGAUGAUAAAUAGCAACAUUUUUUCCCCAGGAUCUUUGGAAUUGAUAUGAUAGUUCAGUCUGAUUGCAAGGGUGAGUGCAGUCUUGAGAAGGAUUGUUGUCAGCAGUAGUGACUGACGUUUCAACAUCCUGAGCAGGAGUUGGGACUUCACAGGACUACACUCACCUGGAUGAUCAGACGACACUAUCACAUGUUAACUACAGGUUCAAACCAUUUACUGUAUAAUUUGAAUAUGUUUGUAUUCUUGGUGAUUUCUUGGAUUCUGGAUGUCUAUGUCCUGUAGCUUUGUUCCAUUUAUUACUAAUAAUGAUAGUUAUGAUGGUGGUAAUUACCUCAGUUAUAAAGAUGUUAACCCUUAACUCCCAUGAGUGACCAAGACAGAAUUUCUCCUUACAAUAUCAACACAAUAUCAAGCAGACAAGUGAUGAGAAUAAAGAAAAUAUCAGUUAGGGGAUUAUAAGGUGAUUCAAUGCCAAAUUCUCCAAACUAACAUCACAAGAACUGUAUGGCAGGUAGUUAGGAGAAUUACUAAUGAGAUCUUGGGAGUUAAAGGGUUAAAAAAGAUAUGAUAUUGAUAUAAAAAGUUGUUAAUUUUUUGUUUGUUUCUAACAGGUUGUGAACCGUAUUUGUCAAACAAAACGUGAUGGGGUCUUUGUACUAGUCAUCGAGGCUAUACCAGUGAAUAAACUUAAAAAAGAUGAGGACUUUCAUCUGAGUUGUAAGUAACAAAAUCAUCUGCUUGAGUGAAAUAAUGGAUCAUUGUUAUUUAUUUAAGAAAAAGAUUCCAUGUUGUGGUGUGUUAUACUUUGCUAAUGACAGCUGAUUGUCUCUCGUACAGUGGAUGUUGAAAUGAAAGGAAAGAAUGGUUAUCUGUCUGCAUCUGAUUGGCCUCUGUAUCCUGUAAGUGGAAAGAGUGUGUUUUGCUAUUGCAUGGUUUAUUCAUGAUGUUGCUACAUGCAGUUAAUUAUUCCUUGCCGUUAAAAAUGCAACCUACUAGAAUGUCAAAAAUUGUUGUUUAUUCUGUGCUUGUCAAUGGGUGGCUUGCAACAGGGUUUUUUUUUGGCUACCCUGGAUGUUUCCUCUAAAAUCCAAGCAAGUAUUGUAUUUUGUGUCUAGGACCAGUAAGAGUUAAUAUUGAAGUUUAGCAGCAGGCACAAAAAGGAGAGGGAAUUCAGUUGUAAUCAGCUUGAGUUUGAAUGAACAAAGACCAUGAUUACAGCAAUUGUUAAAGUACAGAAAAUCCAAAGUAUUAAAAAAAUUUCAGAUUUGUCAAAUUCCAAAAACUUAGUGACCCUUUAAGAAAAUGGUGUUGAUGUACAAUUCUCAAUCUCUUAAAGAACUUGUGGAGUAUUUUUGCCAUUUUUUACUACCUGGGUAAUGGUAUAAGGCACAUGACAAAGAAUCCAAAACCAAAUUGUGUUCUACAGAGCACCAUUGUCAACAGCAAUAGAACUGGUGGUGAGUGCGUAGAGCGUGGUGAAACGGAAAAGGUGAACUGAUGGGAAAAAAAAUGAAAAGUGGCUUUAUUUAAUGAUCGAAGUUAUCUUUACUUACAUGUACACACUCACUCAAUAAAAGAGUGUUUAUCAGAAUCUGUUUUUCAUCCCUUUAGUUUUAUGGCACCAUGUCACUUCUCUAUGUGUUCUAUGGCCUUGUGUGGCUGAUCGUUUCUGCUUGCCAGUGGAGAGAUUUACUCAGAAUACAGGUAUAGGUAUUAAUCUCAUCUUACUUUCAGUGAUACAAUGGUUUCAUUUGGAGCUGGUUACUUAUAGGCAGCUGCUUUCGAAAAAAGUUUUUGAAUUCCCCCCCUCCCAUGGCGUUGUCAUUUUAUGGAUUUUUUUUUUCCACACGUGUAAAGUGAAGACGAGCUCUCUUGUCUUUAUGAAUAACAAGUAAUUUUCAAGUUUUGUACCAGAACAGUUCAAUCUUGUAAUUUUUAUCUUCAUCAACUCCUGCAAAUCUUCCAAAGAAAAACAGUUACAGUGUAUGAAGAAAAGUAAUGAUGAGUGAAUGGAAAAUAAGAUGACACUAAACCCUUAAACUCCCAAGAUCUGAUCGUUUAUUCUCCUAUCUAGCUGCUAUACAUUUCCUAGUAAACUAGUUACGAGAAUUUGGUUUUAGAUCAAGAUAACUUUUAUCGGACGUUAUACUUGAGCUUUACUGUAGGCGUGUUUUUCUUCUUCUAGAACUAUAAUUUUGACUUUUUCAUGGUUUUCUUUUCAGUUUUGGAUUGGAGGUGUUAUUGCUCUGGGUGAGUAAACUGUUUUGUUAGUAAACUGUCAGGACGCGUGUCAUAUGAACUUCGUGAUAGACCUCGCUCACCGUGGAGUCUCUGUGGCUCAGUGGUAGAGCAUCGGAGCGCGGAAUCUGAAGGUCUGAGAUUCGAUUCCUCUUGGGUACUCAGAAUUUUUUUCUUUGUUCCACGCUCGUGACAAGACGAUGAAAAAAACAUCUUUCUCUAAACUGUCUUGUGUAUCAUUGUAUUUUAUACAGACAGUGCAUUGAGUGGGAUUUGUACGCGCCACGCGCGGGUUAUGUUUUAGUACACGUGAGCGAUCACUGUUUACAUGAACAUAUGACCCAAGAAUUAUUCUGCAGCGUAGGCAUUUAAAAAAAAAAAAGAACCGUGAACUCUUGGGUUUAAUGCUAUUGCAUUGCAGUCUUCAUUUUUUCAUGAUUAUUCUUUUUGUAGGUAUGCUGGAAAAGGCAGUGUUCUUCUCAGAGUACAAUAACAUUAACAUUACCGGGGAGACAAGUAAGUGCUCUUACUUUUCACACAGUUGGUGUUAAAAAAUGUGAAACCUCUAAUUUGUAUUUGUGGAAAAUAUGCUCUUCUUUGUUAUUGCCCUCUCAUUAAGAUAUCCCUUGGAUACUUACUCUGCAAGUGAUUUGCAUCAAUAUGUCUAAUUUUCCUGAUUAUUUGUUGGUAACCUGUCUGCUUUUUAGACCCAGGAUUGACAGUUUUUGCUGAGCUUGUGUCAUGUGUCAAGAGAACGUUGGCUCGAAUCUUGGUCAUCAUUGUCAGUAUGGGAUUCGGUAUCGUCAAGUAAGUUCGUGUGUUUGUUCUUCUGGCCUUUCCAGUGUUUUGUUCUUAGACAAGACACUUAACUUUGGCUUUGUCCACCCAGGAGUAUAAAUGGGUACCAGCGAGAUGUUGAAGUAACUGAAGAAAACACUGAAGGGGGGAGUGGGCUGGGCUGGGCUGGGCUGGAUGGUAGGGUAGAGAAAUGUCUCUGAUCGCUUCAUUCUACUGAACCCCUGACGGGAUGGCUUUUGAUUCGUAAACUUAUGUUAUUUUACUACGUUAUUUAUUGAAGUACCUUUAAUUUCGAAUUAUAACAAAUUCUUUUCCCGUAUCAGACCCAGACUGGGAUCAACCCUCCAUCGAGUGUUAGGAGUUGGAGCUUUGUACUUCAUCCUGGCUACUAUCGAGGGAUGCUUUAGAGCUCUUCGUGUAAGUCUGUCAAUCACCGCUCAUUUGCUCUAAGAGACCUCAGAACUUCAUACAAAUGAGCGUCUAAUUUGAAACGGUUUUGUUAGAUUUCGGGUGGUUCCUUUACAGAUUUUUGAAGACAGUGUGUGCUUUCAGACAGUUCUGUACAGUUCGUCUUGUUUUCGGACACUUUUCGGGUGGUUCCUUUACAGAUUUUUUAAGACAAUGUGUGCUUUCGGACAUUUCCUUGCAGUUCGUCUCGUUUUCGGACACUUUUGUCAGAUUUCGGCCACUACCGUCCAAUUUCGGACGCUAUUGUCCAAUCUCGAAUCUCGUCCGAUUUCGGAGGUUUUCGUCGCAUGGAGUUAGGUCGCCAAGUGGUGUCUGAAAAAAGUUUUUCUUGGAUUCCGGACUAUGACGUUUCCAAUUUAGAAUGAUAAUGGUCCAACUUUUUCUUGGGCAGUCUUGACACCAAUUGGUUUUUUCUAUAUUUCUUUUGUCUUUUAUUAAUUAUAAUGAUAGGAAACGAAAUAAAGAGAAGAAUAGUAAUUCGAUAAAGUUUCGGCUCAAUGAAAAUUGCUUUUGUAUUUACGGGCACUUGGAUAUUUUUUUUUGCAGCCAAAAUCUGAUCCUGGUCGUCAGCAGUUGAUUGCCAGUAUCCCGCUGGCUGUUCUGGAUGCCUCCAUCUGCUGGUGGAUAUUUAUGUCCUUGGUUCAGACCACAAGGACUCUUCGUAUCAGACGCAACCUGGUGAAACUCUCCCUGUACCGCCACUUCACAAACACUCUUAUCUUUGCAGUUUUAGGUGAGCUCAUUUCUUUAGUUUUUGCGGGCGAAUUCUUGAGGAAUUCAAUUCCUCAGGACAUUCCUCUUGUCCCCCUGCUCCUCUACUCUCUCCCCGUCCAUGACCUGUACAUCCUUCACUCAUUUCUUCCCCUUCCGGUCCCCGUCACAUCUUUGUUGCUCUCCUAUUUCCCUCCCUUUUCCUCUUCCUCUCUUCCACCUUCCCUGCCUCCUUGCCCUCUUGCCAUCUUUUCUGCCUACCGCCUGCUCCUCUACCCUGCGUCUUCCUCCUUCUUCUUCCCUUCACACUUUCUGUACCCCUACCCUCUAACCCUUACAGCCUCCUUCCUUCACUCUUUCUGUACCCCUACCCUCUAACCCUUACAGCCUCCUUCCUUCACACUUUCUGUACCCCUACCCUCUAACCCUUACAGCCUCCUCCCUUCACACUUUCUGUACCCCUACCCUCUAACCCUUACAGCCUCCUCCCUUCACACUUUCUGUACCCCUACCCUCUAACCCUUACAGCCUCCUUCCUUCACACUUUCUGUACCCCUACCCUCUAACCCUUACAGCCUCCUUCCUUCACACUUUCUGUACCCCUACCCUCUAACCCUUACAGCCUCCUCCCUUCACACUUUCUGUACCCCCACCCUCUAACCCUUACAGCCUCCUUCCUUCACACUUUCUGUACCCCUACCCUCUAACCCUUACAGCCUCCUUCCUUCACACUUUCUGUACCCCUACCCUCUAACCCUUACAGCCUCCUCCCUUCACACUUUCUGUACCCCUACCCUCUAACCCUUACAGCCUCCUUCCUUCACUCUCUGUCUUUCCCUCAUUAUGUCCCUCUUUCAAAUAACAUCUUCCCCCUCAGUUCAACUGCCUCGUUCCUUGUCGCAUACACAAUUUAUGACAAUGAUACUAUAUUUCGUUUGUUGUUCUUCAUAUUCUAGCAUCUGUGGCCUACAUGAUUUGGUCCAUCAAGACUCACAGAUUUUCCAAGGGUGGUUGUAUCACGGUAAGGAGUUGAAAUCGUGAUGUCACAACACUGACCUUCUGCUAAGUUCUUGUAGGGCCAACGAAGGGCCAACGCUGUCACAACACUGACCCUCUGCUAAGUUCUUGUAGGGCCAACGAAGGGCCAACGCUGUCACAAUACUGACCCUCUGCUAAGUUCUUGUAGGGCCAACGAAGGGCCAACGCUGUCACAACAUUGACCUUCUGCUAAGUUCUUGUAGGGCCAACGAAGGGACAACGCUGUCACAACACUGACCUUCUGCUAAGUUCUUGUAGGGCUAACGAAGGGCCAACGCUCGAAAUGUCAGCUUUAGGAAUUCUUUACGGAGGCCAAUUUACGUUAUUCUCUUGUAGGAUUGGUCCGAGUUGUGGCUUGAUGAAGCUUUUUGGCAUUUCCUGUUCUCAAUCGUGCUGCUUGUCAUUAUGGUUUUGUGGAGACCCACAGCAAACAAUCAAAGGUAAACAGGUUUCGUUCAUCUGCUAAUCAAGCAAUAUUCAAUCGGGCGUUGAGAGUGACAUGAGUCUGUUUGGUUCUGCUUAACUUCGUUUUCUUAUUGCUCAAAAAAUUGACGUCACCCUUGCAACCAAUCAGAUGUAAAAUUUCAUCAAUUGGGGAAUUGACUACUCGCGUUUUCGCGCGCUCGAGGCGGUGCACUUGUUUUCAAGGCGAGUUCUUAUUGGCUCCUUAUAACCGUUCUACGUGAUUCGUCCAGAAAACUCGCGCCACUUUUUCAACCAACCAGAUGCAAACUUAAAAAUAAAAUGUGACUUCGUCACUCGCGCGUUCCCGCGCUUCAAGCUGUAUGCUUGUUUCCUCUUUAAGUUCUCAUUGGCUCCCUGUACAUUUUCCUUUCUUUUGGUUGACCGUCGUGAUUACUACGCCUCUGCAUAUACUGGGCCCUCAAUCAAAAAGUGCUUGGUUUCCUUUUGAGAGAUUCCAAACGUCACUAACGAAAAUUUGAAAGACGUCCGAAGAAUUCCGAGAAUGUUCCGAAGGUUUCGAUCGUCGCAUAUUCUCACCUGUUGCAAUCUUUUCUUUGACAGGUACGCCUUCACCCCAAUUGUUGACUUUGGUGACGAAGAAGAUGAAGACGAGAACAUGACCCUGUCAGAUGCUUUCGGUGAGAGUCGGAAAACACUUCUUUACGGCUGUAACCCUUUACACACUAACAUCUGUAUGCAUAUUCUUUACACUGUUCUCCAUUCAUCUCCUAAGGUGCUGGAAAGGAGACUCUCUUUAACAAUCAACAGCUUCUUUUAGUUUGUGAUCAUUUCUUGUAUUCUCAUGACCUUAAUGGUUGAUUAAGGGGUGAUAUUGUAAAGAGAGAUAAGAAAUUAGUCACUCUUAGGGGUCAUCGGGAUAAUUUUGCUCUGCUGCGCACCAUGGGGUAGAAGAAGCUUCAUUUGCAACCAAAACUACGCGGAAAUUGUUCAGCUAGUUAUUUUACUAGAUAUGAAGUAUCAUCGUUUGUCUCACAAUUUUCGGACUGCAUACUGCGAUCAUGCGAGUCCUCUUCAGGCGACGAGGUCAACUAGUAUCUUGUCACCUUAUGGAUGAUAAAGCAUUUUGGUUUUUUUUUUUUAGGUCCACUGUGUAGCUUGCUAGGUUAGUGUGGCAUUUUUCAGCAGCAGCAGGGGUCAUCGGGAUAAUUUUGCUCUGCUGCGCACCAUGGGGUAGAAGAAGCUUCAUUUGCAACCAAAACUACGCGGAAAUUGUUCAGCUAGUUAUUUUACUAGAUAUGAAGUAUCAUCGUUUGUCUCACAAUUUUCGGACUGCAUACUGCGAUCAUGCGAGUCCUCUUCAGGCGACGAGGUCAACUAGUAUCUUGUCACCUUAUGGAUGAUAAAGCAUUUUGGUUUUUUUUUUUUAGGUCCACUGUGUAGCUUGCUAGGUUAGUGUGGCAUUUUUCAGCAGCCAAGAGUCCUUCCUCUAAAUUCCGGUUUUAUUUUUCAUUUUUCGCAGAUGGCAUGAAGAUGAGGAAUGUCAAGAACACACCAGAAGUUAUCAUCAAUGGCGACAUGAAAAGAAAACACAAACCAGUAAGUUCAUGAAAACGUUGUAUAGUUUCUGAAUCAAAAUUGAUUCAGUGACAAUGACUGUCUGAACAGCGCGUAACCAGUUGUUUCUUUGCGUUCAGGAGGAUGAUCUGAAAUGGGUUGAAGAAAACAUCCCCAGCUCGGCAGCCGAUGCGUAAGUUAUCAUAGACUAUUUUGCAAAUAUUCGCCGAAAAUAAGAUGAAUAUUUACAGGAUUGUGUUUUUGGUACUUGACCCUGGUGUUACCAAGGAGACUGGGGAAGGAGCGGUGGGCUGGUAACUAGCGGGGCAGACUCUGGAUCGAAAGGCGUGGAUUCGAGUCUCGGCCAGGUCAUUCUGUUGUGUUCUUUGGAAAAACACUUAACUCCCAAAGUGUGACACACAUUUUUCUUUUCCCCCCCCCCCCCCUUAGGAGUAUAAAUGGGCGCAGGCAAACUGUCAGGGAAAUGUUUAAGGGCACAGGUCAGAGGGGGGGGGGACUUGCCGGCAAUGGACUGGGAUCUCAUCCAGGAUAUGAUACUCCUUGUCGCUCAAUGCUACGGAGACUGGGAUAAGCACGGGCUUUUUCAUAGUAUUGUAUCUUCUUUAUUUUAUUAAAACCUUCAAGCUUUAUAUGGUUUGUGGAACUUUUCGUGUUUUAGAGUCUUACCAAGUGUGUUGGACUCAGAUGAGGUGAGUCAAAUUUCCAUUGUGUUGUUCUGCUAACAGAAUCGCAAACUGCUUCAAAUUUUACAAGAGAGAAUACUUUUCCCCUUCCUGUCACGAGCGUGAGACACAAACAAAUUCUAAGUCCUAAUGAGGGAUCGAACCUCAGACCUUCGAAUUCCGCGCUCCAACGCUUAACCAUUGAAUCAUAAAGACUCUACAGUGAACUAAGCGAUUGCAAGGUUCCCACACGUCCUGCAUACUGCUAAAAUCAGCAAUGUUAAAGCCUCCAAAAAUGGUAUAUUUUAAGCCCGGCAGUGAAACAAAAAAAUGGUUGUUUCCGUCUUGUCAGGAGCAUGGGACAAAUAAUAUAAUUCUCAUUCCCCAAAAAGCAUUUAAAGAAUCUUUGUAGCCAUCGAAGUAAAAACAUUUUAUUUUAUCUUGUUAGGAACUAAUGACAACCAAGUUUGAGAUGUCCAAAAUGGAAUAAAAUUUUUACUUUCCACCGAAUCACUAACGCG
Messenger RNA from Pocillopora meandrina, 18667 nucleotides. The record is from the annotation of a GenBank genome assembly. NCBI's taxonomy places the organism in Eukaryota, Metazoa, Cnidaria, Anthozoa, Scleractinia, Pocilloporidae.